Molecule: messenger RNA, 855 nt
Organism: Pocillopora verrucosa
Lineage: Eukaryota; Metazoa; Cnidaria; Anthozoa; Scleractinia; Pocilloporidae
Product: ectin
Cellular component (GO): extracellular region
Source: RefSeq, a predicted model, not a curated record
AUUCGCUGGUUAAGAUCAGUGGGUAAGGUUGUCGCAUUUUCGAAGUGAGAGAGACGAGAAACGGCAUUUUUUUCAAGUCCUCAGUCCUCAGAGAAGAUGUUAAGUUCAGUUCUUGUCUUGUCCCUCGUCUUUUACCUCUGCGAUGCCGCCCCAGGACGAGUUGGCUUUCCAUUGAAUCGUUUUCCAGGCGCGCAUAAACUGCAAAUAAAGAAGCGCGGCUCAGUGGAUUCAAGCGCAUGUCUGGAUGCCCAUAAUACCAAGCGCGCUCUACAUAGCGCAUCGCCGCUAACGUGGGAUGACGAUCUGGCUCGCAAAGCUCAACACUGGGCAAAUCACCUGGCUAGUAUUGGAUCUCUGCAGCACGAUCCGAAUGCUAACGCGGGAGAAAACCUGUACAUGUCAUACAGCUCAGUGCCUCAAGAAACUUCAUGCCAAGACGCGGUUGACGCCUGGUACGCUGAAAUAAAGGAUUAUGAUUUCAAUAAUCCUCGGUUUUCCUCUAAAACUGGUCAUUUUACGCAGGUUGUGUGGCAAGCAACAACUAAACUUGGGGUGGCUAAAGCGACAACAGUUCGAGGGCAGGGUUAUGUAACCUACAUUGUCGCUCGAUAUGAUCCACCAGGAAACUAUCAAGGGCAGUUUGCUGAAAACGUUUCGAAAAACUGAUCAAGAUGACGCCGGUCUCUGGAUUCUGUUGAUGUAUUCUAUUGGACCCGUAGUAUGCACCACAAAGACAAUUGCACUCAGGAACAAGAUCAUUAAUUUUAGUUAUGUUAGACCAAUAUUAUAUCAUUCACAACAUUGUGACAGGAGCGCUGGUAGGAGCUUGUAAAUGUGACAUUUCUUCUAAAUAGA